Molecule: messenger RNA, 1286 nt
Organism: Spodoptera litura
Lineage: Eukaryota; Metazoa; Arthropoda; Insecta; Lepidoptera; Noctuidae
Source: RefSeq, a predicted model, not a curated record
UGCUGCAAAAUCGCCUUUUCUUAUUCACUUUCACUUAUUCACUCGUUUCAUAAUGUCAAAUAUCAAAUGCUAAUCUGUCAAAGUAAGAUAAAAGAAAAUACUCCUAGUUUACUAGUUACUACUCAUUUAAAUUUACGAUUUAAUGCUCUUGCUUGUAUAGUCAACGUCAUGUUUAUGUUUACAAACAAACAGUACCUACACACAUAAAUUAUUUCCCGCGAUUUUUCUGUAAAAGAAGUGUGUAAGAAAAUGAAUGUCGAGCGUACUUCUCAUCCAUCUGUGGCCCAAGUGGAGUGGUUAGUAGGUUGGUUAGAAAGGAAGCCCAGCUUGGCUAAGGGAUUCGCCAAAACUCCAAGCGGUAGGCUGGCAGCUAGCCAUGAGUGGGAUCGCAUCACAUUAAGACUUAAUAGUAUAAGAGGGACGCUGAAGUCGAAAAAACAGUGGCUUAAGUACUGGGCUGACAAAAAAAGUGCAGUAAAGAAGAAAGCUGCUGCACGCGCUGCUUUUAUAAGUAGUACAGGCAUGGUCAAGGUAGAAGAAGGUGAAACACCACCACAGCUCUCUAAUAUAGAAGAGCGUAUACUGGUGCUGAUGGGUGGUGAAGCAUUUAUUGCAGGCAACAGACUGUUACAAAAUAUUAAGGUUGAACCUUCACAAGAUAGUGGCUUCAUUCGGGCACCAGUUACGCAGUCCAACGGCACCUGCCAUAGUUUAAGAGUGGUACCUCCAAACAAUCUUCUGGGCCCAACAGCAACGGAAGCAGAAGUUACCACCACCUCGGACCCCCUCAGGCUUAAUGACAGUUUUAUAAUUAAUAUCACAAUUCCACCUCCAACACCUGCUGUCCAGGACCACCAGCAGCAGUCUGUGCUUGCUAGGAGCGACACCGAGCAGCCCAUGUCUCCAGGCCCUCCUGCAACAAGACCUGCAUUAUCUAGGCUUACAAGUCCAACACGAUCGCGUCGCAGAAUUUUGCAGGGCAUUAGAAGACGUCGCCCGGUGUCACCAUCAUUGCAGCGACGUAACAACUUGUUAGACAUGACUGAUAAAUUUUUGCAGAUAGAGCAUCGGCGUUUGGAAAUAGAUAACCGAAUGGUCACUGUCAUGGAACGCAACAGUGAACGGGAUCAUUUGUUGGUGGAGGCAACUAAAACUAUGGGAGAGGGCUUAAAAGCUAUGGCCGAAGGCUUGAAAGCUCUGGCAGAAGCAAUUAAGCGAUAAUAUAGCUAUUAUUCACUAGUUAAUUCUUUAAUAAUUUGUUAUUGUUAUUGUAAUAUAAGAAAUAA